Molecule: messenger RNA, 2182 nt
Organism: Pyricularia grisea
Lineage: Eukaryota; Fungi; Ascomycota; Sordariomycetes; Magnaporthales; Pyriculariaceae
Exons: 3
Coding region: 1-1716 (571 amino acids)
Source: RefSeq, a predicted model, not a curated record
AUGGGACUCUUUUCCCGCAGUAAGGAUAAGGCACCCAAGGCGGUGAAGAGCAAGAAACCGGCUCUCCACACAGCAGGUUCCAACGCCAGCCUGGGUUCUCAUUCCUCCAAGAGCAUUGCAUCCCCUGAUGCUUCAACAGCUCCAUACACCCGAAGUCUAUACCGCACAUCAGGAGGCACAAACAUGUCGAGUCCCGGAACCCCCAACUCGCCGCUCACCCCGGUUCACAUCCCAAAGAUCGACCUGCCCAAGCCGCCGGACCCAGCCCUUGACCCGGCCGGUUAUCUCCGCAGUUUAGGUGCCGUAAGGGAGCGAUGCAGCAUCGUCACCGAAAAGGCAUUUAAGAACCAAUUGAACCACUUCCAGGUGGACAUGCGAAAGUUCCCCGAUGUCGUGAGCUUUGUAUCCCAGAUCAUCAAGAGAGACUACGACGCACCAUUUCACUCAAUUCCUGGCCAUGGAAGGCACCAGCACUUUUGUGUUGGUGGCCGCGACCGUAUCGCACAUCUCUUAUCUGCUUUUCCGGAAACGGUCGACAGCACGGAGAAGUGCAGGCGAAUGAUUGACUUGUUCCUCGUGAGCGUGCUCCUAGAUGCCGGCGCAGGACUUCAGUGGAGCUUCAAGAGCUCCGAAAAUGGCCGUGUCUACAGGCGGUCCGAGGGCUUGGCCAUUGCCAGCUUGGAAAUGUUCAAGCAGGGUCUAUUCUCCAGCUCCAAGGAGAAUAAGUAUCAGGUUGACAAGGAUGGCCUCGCCACGUUGACGGUCGAAAAGCUCGCCAAGGGCUUACAGUCCGAGCCCGGGAAUGAGCUUGCUGGUCUGGAGGGAAGGACGAAUCUGCUCCUCCGUCUAGGCAAGGCACUAUCAGAGUCAACGGAAUUCUGGGGCGAGGACGGCAGGCCGGGCAACAUGGUCGACCACUUACUCGCCCAUCCCAGCACACAAGCGUCAAGCAUGCCUAUCGUACCCCUGCCCACGCUUUGGAAUGUCCUCAUGUCUGGCCUUGCAUCAAUCUGGCCCGAGAGCCGGACUGCCAUAAACGGUGUCAGCUUGGGCGACGCAUGGCCCUGCUCUUCGAUGCCACAGCCACAAACAAGCGGCUCAUCCUCGCCUCCUAGCAACAGCCCAACAUCCUCGAAGCCGACGUUCAGUCCCUUCCCUGGAGGCCGCAGCUCAGGAGGCUCAAAUAAGUCCUCGUCUCCCAAGAGCUCGGGCCGGGUAGAGCCGUGGGAAGGCAUCCUACCGUUCCACAAGCUCACUCAGUGGCUCACCUACUCGCUGAUGCAGCCCAUGCAGUCGAUUCUGCGUAUCCACUUUGCCGGCACUGAGCUGCUCACUGGUCUACCAGAAUACCGCAACGGAGGACUGUUCGUCGACCUCGGGGUCUUGACGCUGAACAAGGAAGAUGCCGACCGUGGACUGCAGCACUACAACGAAUACUGCGAAAGGACGGGCACGAGGCCCGUGGAGGUGGCACCCAUGUUUGAGCCCAGCGACGAUGUCAUCGUCGAGUGGCGUGGAGUCACGGUCGGACUGCUCGACAAACUCUGUGUAGAUGUCAACGCCUUUCUGAGCAAGGAGCUUGCAGGAAACGAGUUGACUCUUGCGCAGCUUCUCGAGGCUGGAAGCUGGAAGGGUGGUCGCGAGAUUGCCGAAGUCAGCAGGCCCAACACCAAGGAACCGCCGAUUCUGAUCGACAGUGAUGGAACCGUAUUCUAAUCAAAUCGAAAGGUUGACCUGAAUGUAAUCUUCUCGUUGUUACACUGUUUUGCGCUCGCGUCAUGCCCAUCAUGAAGUUUUGGAAAUUAUAGUUUUUUUCUUCUUUUUUUUUCUGGGAGGUCUGGAACUGGGAGAAUAAUGAGAUACAAGAAACAGAACCUGCAUGUCGCAUUUAGGGGGGCGUGAGUUAGGCCGUGAUGAAACAUGCCCGGAUUUUUGAUAAAACAGCUCCGUACAAUGGUGUAACGGAUUCAAUGGUUAUGGCAAUGUUCGGGUCAAGCAACUAACUAUAAAUGCAUAUUUUUGGACAAACGAUGGCCAAAUGGUUAAUUCGUAUCUGCAUGCCAUCCGCCAACGGAAGAGUUUUGUACCCAUGUGAUCUCGCUUGCGGUAUGGGCCAAGUACCAGGAGAAAUGCGAACCGGACGUCGAAGAAAGCAGAUUAUCAACAGGCUAGCACCGUGGAG